AUGGGGCGGUCGCCUAGCCCGCCGCGGCGACGCGACGACCGGCGUCGUGAGGACAGAAGAGACCGAGAUAGGGACCGCGACAGGAGAAGACAGCGGACCCGGUCCCGUUCCCGGUCUCUAGAGCGGCGUAGACGGUCCCCGGACCGGCGGCGGUCCCCAUCGCCGAGACGCAGAAGAUCUCGCUCCAUAUCUCCAAUACCUACCUCAUCGUUCGCUCCGAAGCCGAAAAAGACGUUCGGAGAGCGUCCCAUAGUCACCCCCGCCGAUUUGGAGGGAAAAACGCCAGAAGAGCAAGAAAUGCUGAAAGUUAUGGGCUUCUGCGGCUUCGAUACAACCAAAGAGCCGGUGCAAGAAGAAAAAGAUAUCAUGGAGUUAGAAGAGAAUGGUUUAAAUGAUGACGCAGAACCCGUGAAAAUGACUUUAGAGCAAGAGCUUGAGAUGGAACUUAAAAGAGAGAAGGAGAACUUUAAUAAACAAAAGCCAAAGCCAAGAUUAGAUUACGAAAAGGUACUGAAAAAAGAAAUGAGCGUUUAUGAGACCGAACGAGUGCGAGGUGAAUAUUUAUCUAUGGUGUAUGACUAUUUAAUGAUCCUAAAACCGACUAGUGUAGAGGCCGAAAGGGCAUUUUCAGCAGCCGGCUACAUAUGCAGUUCUGUGCGGUUGGGAGUUUAG
Messenger RNA from Ostrinia nubilalis (European corn borer), 672 nucleotides. Its product is annotated as probable ATP-dependent RNA helicase DDX46. Bases 1 to 672 code for a protein of 223 amino acids. The transcript has 2 exons. The record is from RefSeq and is a predicted model, not a curated record. Gene Ontology annotation, biological process: RNA splicing. NCBI's taxonomy places the organism in Eukaryota, Metazoa, Arthropoda, Insecta, Lepidoptera, Crambidae.